AUGACAACAGUAAAAUUUGGUGCACAAACUACCGCACUUGAAGUCGUCAAAGGACUUAGUGCCAACCUCGAUGGUAAAGUUGUAAUUGUUACCGGUGCAACAUCAGGUAUUGGCGUUGAAACAAGUCGAGCAUUAGCAGCCAUCAAUGCUCAUGUGUUUAUCACUGCAAGAGAUAUGAAUAGAGGAGAAGAAGUUGUUGCAGAUAUUAAGAAAACAACAGGCAACAAUAAAGUCGAAGUGUUAGAACUUGAUCUUACUUCGCUACAAUCUGUUCGAACUUUUGUUGAUCAAUUUAGAGCACGUAAACUACCAAUUCAUAUUCUCAUCUGUAAUGCUGGUAUAAUGGCAUGUCCAUAUUCAAAGACAAAAGAUGGAUUUGAAUCACAAUUUGGUGUUAAUCAUCUUGCUCAUUUUCUUCUUGUUACUUCUCUUUUACCUGAACUCAAAGCAGGCAAACCAGCACGUGUUAUCAUGGUUAGUUCAGUACUCAACAAGACACAAGGUAUUAAUUUUGAUGAUAUUAAUUGGGAGAAAAACUAUGACAAAUGGUUGGCCUAUGGUCAGAGUAAAACUGCUAAUAUCUUGUUCGCUCUGCAGUUAAAUAAGUUAUAUAGAUCAGAAGGAAUUCAAGCGUUCGCUUUAAAUCCAGGUGCUAUUAUGACAAACUUACAAAAUGUUUUACCAAUUGAAGAGCAACGAGCAAUGGGAUAUUUUAAAGAAGAUGGUACACUAGCGGAUUUUUUUAAAACUGUUGAACAAGGAGCAUCAACCAGUGUCUAUGCUGCAUUGGCACCUGAAGUUGAUAGUUCUGAUGGAGAGUAUUUGGAAGAUUGUGCCAUUACUCGAGUAGUGAAUGAAAACAAAAUGGAUUUUAGAGGCAGAUCAGAACAUUCAACGGAUAUGAAGGCAGCUGAACGGCUUUGGGCUUUAAGUGAAAACAUGGUAGCAAACAAGUGA
Messenger RNA from Rotaria sordida, 957 nucleotides. Lineage: Eukaryota; Metazoa; Rotifera; Eurotatoria; Philodinida; Philodinidae. The record is from the annotation of a GenBank genome assembly.